Gymnogyps californianus (California condor) is the source of this 1234-nucleotide messenger RNA. It is a transcript of the gene COX15, whose product is annotated as cytochrome c oxidase assembly protein COX15 homolog. Gene Ontology annotation, molecular function: oxidoreductase activity, acting on NAD(P)H, heme protein as acceptor. NCBI's taxonomy places the organism in Eukaryota, Metazoa, Chordata, Aves, Accipitriformes, Cathartidae. The coding region runs from base 31 to 969 and encodes 312 amino acids. The transcript has 10 exons. Gene Ontology annotation, biological process: heme A biosynthetic process. Gene Ontology annotation, cellular component: mitochondrial inner membrane. The record is from RefSeq and is a predicted model, not a curated record.
ACGCCCAGGCUGACAGAAUCGGGCCUUUCUAUGGUUGACUGGCACCUAGUGAAAGAGAUGAAGCCCCCGAGAACGCAGCAGGAGUGGGAAGCCGAGUUCCAGAAGUACCAGCAGUUCCCGGAGUUUAAAAUCCUGAAUCAUGACAUGACGCUGACAGAGUUCAAGUUCAUUUGGUACAUGGAGUAUUCGCACCGUAUGUGGGGCCGCGUUGUGGGUUUGGCCUACAUCCUGCCUGCCGCCUACUUCUGGCGAAAGGGCUGGCUCAGCCGCCCCAUGAAGGGCUGUGUUCUUGCGCUCUGCGGGCUGGUCUGCUUCCAGGGGCUGCUGGGGUGGUACAUGGUGAAGAGCGGACUGGAAGAGAAGCCAGAUUCUUAUGACAUUCCUCGGGUCAGCCAGUACCGUCUCGCAGCACAUCUCGGCUCCGCACUGGUUCUGUACUCCGCUAGCCUGUGGACGGGGCUGUCUUUGCUGCUUCCGCGACACAAGUUACCUGAAACCCAUCAGUUCCUUCGCUUGAGACAAUAUGCUCAUGGCACUACAGCUCUCAUUUUUCUUACCGCUCUUUCAGGUGCCUUUGUGGCAGGGCUGGAUGCUGGCCUUGUGUACAAUUCCUUCCCCAAAAUGGGGGAGCGCUGGAUCCCAGAUGACCUCCUUGCCUUCUCCCCCGUGCUGAGAAAUAUCUUUGAGAAUCCUACAACUGUACAGUUUGAUCACAGGAUCUUGGGAAUCGCCUCAGUCACAGCUGUCACAGCACUGUACCUCUUCUCGCGGAAGAUCCCACUCCCUCGCCGGACCAGGAUGGCAGUGACUUCCUUAUUGGCUGUGGCUUGCAUACAGGUGGGCCUGGGCAUCAGCACCCUGCUGCUCUAUGUCCCCACGCCUCUGGCCGCCACGCACCAGUCGGGCUCCCUGGCACUGCUCAGCAUGGCGCUCUGGCUCAUGAGCGAGCUCCGGCGGGUCCCCAAGUAACCCACCGGAGGGAGAGCCCUCCCGGGGGAGCUGUGCCCGGAGGCGGCAGAGACCCCCCCCACCCGGGGUGCACGGAGGGGGGGACGUGCGCCCAGCCAGGCUGUGCGCAGGGAGGAGGCAGCGGGUGUCAGCGCGGACUUUGUAACAUAAAGGAGUUUUUACGGAGCGGCUGGUGUCUGGCUGGGUGCCUCCUUUCCGGAGCGAGGGUGAUCAUCACGAUGCUGGUCACCACCGCCGUGUGCUGCUAUCUCUUCUGGCUCAUCGC